Messenger RNA from Microplitis demolitor, 3230 nucleotides. Its product is annotated as inactive dipeptidyl peptidase 10. Bases 561 to 3116 code for a protein of 851 amino acids. The record is from RefSeq and is a predicted model, not a curated record. The transcript is spliced from 14 exons. Gene Ontology annotation, molecular function: dipeptidyl-peptidase activity; serine-type peptidase activity. Gene Ontology annotation, biological process: proteolysis. NCBI's taxonomy places the organism in Eukaryota, Metazoa, Arthropoda, Insecta, Hymenoptera, Braconidae.
UAUAUAAAGCUAAAAAAUAAAACCGGGACUGUUCGAGUGCUGCAGACAUUUAUGGUGAUAAAUUAUACCCAAGAUGUGCUGUAUAAGCCUUUGAGUACUGUGCUAAGUUUAAUAAAUUUCCUGUGAUCAAUGGUGGCGAGGAUGCUGUGCAGUGAAUGAGUUAAUAACAGGUGAAUUGAAAAUAUCCUCGAGCAGUGUCUAUUAGUGUGUGUGUCUGUCAGGGAAAGUGAUAAAAAGGUGGAUCGGUCGGACAACAGGGUGAAUUUUUAAGGAGUAAGUCAUGCCGCCCGGGCGAGCUUGCCUCCAUUCAGCAGCCAGGAUCACUGCGCUCAUUCUCAUCAGCCCUCAUCGUCGUCUAAAGCUAAUGCUGAAUCGUCGCUACUGCUGAAAAGAGAAGACCAGAGGAGGAAUCCACAAGUUGGACUUGGAGUUGAGGCUGAACAACAAGACACGAGAUUAUUUUUAAAGUGGGUAAUCUGGUGAAGCUGGAGCCCGUCACACGUGCCGUCUUUGGCUGCUCGUAGUGGCAACUGCUGGACGGGGAGGAGGCCAACCCCGAUAUGAACGCCAGCGUUAAUGUCGAGAGGAAUUCCUGGCGGCUGCCUCCCGACGAGACCGUCCAGGUUUCCGACCCUCGGACUAAGGAAGAAAUAAAAGAGGAUUCGUACGGCGACAGCGGUCACAAUUGGAAGAGUAUAAUAUUCGCCCUGCUGGUUAUUGGAUUCGUAAUAGCCGGAAUCGUAACGGCAAUUUAUCUUCUAGGAUACGUAGACGAGCUAUUGUACUGGAGCGGGACACGUCUCACACUGGAAGAGUGCCUUCAAGAGGAUCUGCCACCUCGUCGGUUGCCACCCGCCUGGGUAACUCAUGAUAAAUUCGUUUACCAAGCGGACGAUGGUUCAUUAGCGCUUCUCGAUACUUCCAACAACUCCGUCUCGCUGCUGGUGUCGAAUCACACUCUUAGACAGCUGAAUGUACAAGGCUAUCAGUGCAGCAGUAAUCUACGCUACGUGCUUUUUAAGCACGAUGUUAAACCAGUAUUCAGACACACGUUCACCGCUCUGUACACAGUUUACGACGUCACAAAUGACCACCAUACUCCCCUUCGUCUUCACGCCUCGCCGCGAGUCCAGCCAACUAGACUGCAGUAUACCGCGUGGUUGGGCAACAGCACAUCACUAUUGAUGAUAUCCGAUAACAAUAUAUUCUUAAGAAUGUCGCCGUCGGCGCCAGAAGACAAGCGACUGACUGACACUGGAGUGCCUGGAAUUAUUUACAAUGGAGUACCAGACUGGCUCUAUCAGGAGGAAGUGCUUCCAAAACCUGAGGCGCUGUGGCCUAGUCCUGACGGCAGUCUGCUGCUCUACGCUGCUUUUAAUGACUCAAAAGUCACGUCUCUUGAGUUUCCGUGGUUCGGCAAUCAAAUGGGUCAGGAUGGUGCUAGUUCGAGUCCAGCGGGUAUUGUUAAGAAAGGAUCCUUUCCACCAUCAAAAUCCGUGAGAUAUCCGACGCCCGGAUCCCCAAACCCCGAAGUCUGUCUGUGGAUUCUCGAUCUCACCAACAUCACCACCGAUACAACUAAUGAAACUUUAAUUACUUCUUUCGACAGGAUAAUGCUUAAACCACCGCCUAUACUCGAUGGCCAAGAGUUCUAUUUGAUAUCGGCGGGGUGGGUGGGGGAGCAGUCGGAUCAAAUAAGCAUAGUGUGGAUGACGCGAUCACAAAAUUUAUCAGUGGUAUCAGCGUGCCGUGCGCCUAAAUGGGAGUGCGAGGAAACACAUUCUGAGCGUGCACCAGAAGGCCAGUGGUUGGACGCACAGCCGCAUCCAGUGUUUGCGCCAGACGGGGGCAGUUUUUUGCUGCUAGCCGCGGUCCAGGAAGGCAACCAGGAGCACUUUACUCAUAUCAAACAUGUCGAGCUCACACAACAGAGAGUCGCCGUGUUGUCACAUGGCCGAUAUGAAGUCAGUGAAAUAUUGGCCUGGGACAGCAGCGCCCACUUGGUUUAUUACCUCGGUACACGUGAACGUAAACCAGGGCAGAAGCAUUUGUAUGUGGUCAGAGACCCGACGACCGACGACCCACGACGAUUAGAACCCCUCUGCAUCACCUGCGAUCUCGGAGACGUUCUCUGGAGCAGUCGAUUCUAUUAUACCAAUUGUACACAUUUUGGUGCUUCGGUUAGUCCUUCAACAGAAACUAGACAAGGGUAUUAUGUGCUCCAUUGUGAAGGACCGGGAUUACCGCUUGCUGGUGUUCAUUCAGUCACUAACCACAAAAUGGUCCGUGUUCUAUAUGACUCGAGGGUUCAACAUGCUGAUAGAUUAACCCAAUUAGCUUUGCCAACUCGCAAAAGUUUUGAAGUGCCGCUGCCACAGGGAUGGAGAGCACAAGUCCAGCUCCAGCUGCCGCCGUCCUGGCGAGCAGAGCUCCGUGACGCGGCGUUCCCGGUUCUGGUGGAAGUAAACGGACGGCCUGGAAGCAAGGCAGUGACGGAUAAAUUUGAAAUCGACUGGGGGACUUACAUGUCAAGUCACAAUGACGUCGUUUAUGUCAGGCUGGAUGUCAGGGGGGCACGGGGCCAAGGCAAACGGGCGCUUUUUCAUCGAAUUGGUGGCGUUGAAGUCCAGGAUCAAUUGACUGUACUACAGCAUCUAUUGGAUACUUAUCAGUAUCUGGACGAGACGCGGGUCGGUGUUUGGGGAUGGGGCUACGGUGGAUACGUAACUGCUAUGGUACUCGGCAGCCAGCAGAAUGUUUUCAAAUGCGGCAUUGCAGUCAAUCCUAUUGCAGAUUGGUUGUAUUACAAUUCAGCGUUCACGGAACGGGUCCUGGGCGCACCAAUCGAAAAUUACAAGGGAUAUGUCGAGGCGGAUUUGACUCAGCGCGCAAGAUUAGUACCGAGUCACAGCCUCUACCUUGUUCACGGUCUAGCUGACCUAACAGCGCCUUAUACACACGGUAUAGCCUUCGCCAAAGCUCUGUCUGAAGCUGGAGUUAUCUUUAGGUAUCAGAGCUAUGCGGAUGAGGAUCACGCUUUAACGGGCGUGAUCGAGCACGCUUAUCGAUCCAUGGAGGACUUCUUCACAGAGUGUCUCUCCCUGGAUGCCUCCUAGUGCCUCAACGACGAUGUCUUGCUCGUCAUUAAUACUGCGUCUUCUGCUUAUAACAGAAUUAAUACGGUCGUAAUUUAAUAUAUACAUAAAUAAAUAUAUAUAUAUAUAUAUACA